UCAGCUCUCGAGGUGCAAUCCAUGCGUAAUUCAUGCGCUUAGUUUAUUUAGGCAGGAAAAAUGUCUUUGAAAAAAAUUACAAAUUUAUGUUGAUAAUGAUUUAUGGAUGUUCGACAUAACUGAAUGUCGAAUUUCAAGCGGCAAUAACUGACAAAAAAAAGGGAAUGAACCAAUGCGCUCAUGUAAUACGCUAUCAUCUCAUGCGGUUCAUGCGUGUAACGGAACGUAGUUCAUAGUUCAUAGUUCCAUGGGCUCAAUUAUAGAUGUGGUGGCGAUAGUAUACGGCGAUUUUACAGUGUCACGAAAAAGGCCAGAAUAGCCGCUCCAAAUUUCUCUCUGACAUUAGUUUCAUCAUCUGACAUAGUUUCAAGUAACGUGGGAAAUUAUUUGCUAUUAUCCAUUGUAAUUUAAACUGAUCGAAUUUAUUAUCAUUGAUGAUUAUUUAGCAAUUGAGGGUUAUGUUGACGAGUACAACAUAUGAAAAUAAUACAUAUUGAAACGUGAAUACUAAGAAAUUGAGUUUUCAUAUUUGAUUUUUAUAUGAUAAAAUUUAUAUUAUUGUUAUGCAAAGUUACAAAAUGAAUAAAGCUAAGAAAAAUAGUUUAGCUGAACCUAUGCAACAAAAAAACAAGAAACAGUUAAAUCCAUUUGAAAUACAUAUUAAUAGAAAUAAGCAGAAAGUAUUAGGUCAGAAGAGUAAGAAUGAUUGUGGACUUCCAGGAGUUUCAAGAGCAAAAGCUAUUAAUAAACGUAAAAAGAGUCUUCUUCAAGAAUAUAAAUUACAAAAUAAAGAUAAUAUUUUCUUAGACAAACGUAUAGGUGAAAAAAAUUAUGCCAUGAGUACAGAAGAAAAAACAUUAGCUAGAUUUGCUACAGAACGUAUAAAAGCUUAUAAAAAGAAGAGUAUUUUUAAUUUGAAUGAUGAAAUAUUGACACAUAGAGGACAAACUCUAGAAGAAAUUGAGAAAUUUGAUGAUCCUAGAAGUGAUGAUGAAUUUAGUGAUAAUGAGGAUGUUAGUGGCAAGUUAGAUAAAAAUUUUAUAGAAAAAGCUCAUUUUGGUGGAGGCAUUUUGUCAAGAACAGAUUUUACAUUAACCAGGAAAGAUUUAAUUGAUCAACUCAUUGCAGAAUCAAAAAAAAGGAAGGCAGAGAAACAAAAAAUACGCGAACAAACAAUAGAUCUCACAGAGAAACUUGAUUCCGAAUGGAGAGAUCUUUUACCUAUUAUGUCUGCUUCCAAAAUGUCAAUAGAAGAUAUUGAAACAAUGAAAACUGAUACAUAUGAUAUUGCUGUACAACAAUUAAAAUUUGAAGCCAGAGGUAAUCCAUCUGAGAAAUUGAAGUCAGAGGAAAAAAUUAUUCAAGAAGAAAAAGAAAAGUUGGAAAGACUCGAAGCUAACAGAUUGAUAAGAAUGAAAGGAUUUAUAUGUGAUAUUAGUAAUCAAUAUAAACAUAAAUCUGCAGAUGAUCUUGAGGAUGGUUUUAUGAUGGAAAUUAUUAAAGAUAAUGAUGCUCCUGGUUUAAUUGAUAAUAUUAAUGAUAAUGAUCAAGUUGAGAAUAAUAAACAAGAGAAAAAUAAAUUAGGAAAUUCUGUUAUAAAAAAAAUAAUUGAAAAUGAACAAACAGGAAAAAAAGAUAGUAAAAAUAAGAAAAAAAUAUAUUCAGAAUUAUCUGAUGCUGAAAAUAAAUCUAAUUCAGAUAAUAAAGAUUCAGAAAUUGAGAAUUCAAAUCAUGAAGAAUCUAAAGAUAAUUUCUCAGAUUUAAAAAUAUUUGGAUCAUCUAUUGAAGAUGAAAGUAAAGUGUAUAUUGAAAGAGAAAACGAAAAAUAUGGUACAUUCAAUAAUGUGACUAAUAUUAAACAUACAAGUCAAUCAGAUAAGAUUCGUAAAUUAAUAUUGAAACAAAAUGAUAAUAUACAAAAUUCAUCUGACCAGGGUAAACAGCAGAUUAGACAUGAUUUCCUGAAUCAAAAAGAACAUACGAAAAUGAUACAAAAAGCAUUACCCUGUAUAUAUAAUGCUCCAGAAAGUUUCCAAGAAUUAAAAAAAUUAUUAGAACCUUAUAGUGUAGAUUAUCAAUCGAUGAUUGUAGAUCGUAUUAUAAAAUGCAAUCAUUGGACAUCAGAUAGCAAAAACAAAGAAAAAUUAUCAAAUUUAUUUUUAUAUUUGCUACAAUAUAUAAAUAAUUGUGCUACCACGGAGAAUGCUAAUGAUUUAAUCAAAUGCUUCCAAAUCUUUGAUAGAUUAUGUCCAUACCUUUAUGAUCUAGCACAUAUGAACCCAACAAAUGCUAAAACUUGUUUACAAGAAGUUAUCAAGGAAAAAUAUUAUAAAUUUGAAAAAAACAAGACAGAAUAUCCUGGUGUGGACACGCUUAUAUUUUUUAAAUUAAUAUCCUUGUUGUUUCCAACAUCUGACUUCAGGCAUCCUGUUGUUACUCCUUGUUUAAUAUUUAUGUCACAAAUAAUAAUGAAAGCUCAUAUCAAGAAAUAUCGGAGUGAUAUUUCAAAAGGUCUUUUUAUAUGUACUCUUAUUUUGGAAUAUACAUUAUUAAGCAAGCGAUUUGCACCAUCUGUAAUUAAUUUUUUACAUGGCAUUAUUUAUAUAGCAACACCUGCAAAUUUAACACAAAACGUGAAAGUCAUUCCACCAUUCAAAGCUGUGUGUAAAGUUUUAAUAAUGAACAAAAUUAAUAGCUACAAUACAAUUAAGCCAAACGGUGCACAUAUGUUUAUAACUGAUUUAAUUCAUGAAGAAUUAGAUGAUGAAUUUAAAGUAAAAGCUUUAUUGACCGCAGUGAAUCUACUUACUGAAUUUAAAAACCAGUUUCAAGAAUUAGAAGCAAUAUAUUCAAUAUUUGAGCACAUUCUUCAACUAUUAAAAAUAAACAAAUUCAAACAAUAUUCAUUAAAUGUAAAAAAUCAUAUAAAAGAAUUGUAUAAGGAACUUGAACUUUUACAAACUAAGAAAUUGGAGUACAUGGUGCUUGAGAAGAAAAGACCGAAACCUUUAAGGACAUAUGAGCCAAAAAUAAUAACAGUAUAUGAUGGAAAGCAACAUAAAUCAAUGUUGAAGGAAAAAGCAGAAAGAGAAAAAUUGUUGCAUAAGUAUAAGAGGGAAUUUAAGGGCGCAGUUCGUGAAAUAAAAAGAGAUCGUGACUUUUUAGUCAAAGUACAAAUUGCAAAACAGAUUAAGAAUGAUGCUGAACGCAAACGUAAAGUAAACGAAAUUUUCAGAGAGGCAGCAAUACAGCAAAAUGAAUUUAAAAAAAUUAAGAAGAAAUAAAAAAUGAGUACAAAUAUGAUACAAAAUUUGAUAUGCUAAUAGUUUUACUUCUUAUAUUUACCAUUUUUAAUAAGAAAUUCUUUGAUCAUUCUGAGUAUAAAUUUUUU
Molecule: messenger RNA, 3391 nt
Organism: Pogonomyrmex barbatus (red harvester ant)
Lineage: Eukaryota; Metazoa; Arthropoda; Insecta; Hymenoptera; Formicidae
Product: Nucleolar protein 14 homolog l(3)07882
Biological process (GO): maturation of SSU-rRNA
Cellular component (GO): nucleolus; small-subunit processome; Noc4p-Nop14p complex
Source: RefSeq, a predicted model, not a curated record